AUGUCAGCCUUUGAUUCCUCGGACGACGAUAUUGAUGAUGAUUUCAUCCCAGACUCUCUUCGCGACUUUGUCAAGAGCGCCGAUGCGGCGUUGAAAGAGGAUUUACAAGGGUUUAUGGACGAAUUGUCGCCUCGAAAUCCCGAAUUGGAAGUCAGCAACGUUGAGGAGACCGGGGAUAUCAUGCAAGACUUGCAAGCCAACAUGGAUAGGAUUGCCCUCAUCGACAAGAGAGACCCUCCAAAAGUCUCUAUCGCCACUGAUACGAGUGGCUACGAUUCAGAGGACUUUGCUUCCCCUUGUUACGGCCACAAUCCGUCCACGAAUCUCACGUACACGGAUCUCAAGCGAGUCGCAUUGGAGAAUACAUCCACACAAAACUCGGAAUUGUUGUAUGACGAGAAAGAAGAGAAAAAGACUACUCACUCCUUUGCCGGUAGUAAGAGCCCUGAUAUUGAAAUACAGUCGGCUAGGUCUAUCCAAGCCAAAAUUGAAGAAUUGGGUGUUGAAGAAUUGGGUGUUGAACAAAACAAGAAUGAGACCACUCUAACGGAUGCAGUUGGUGCAUUGGAGAUUCAGGACGAAACGCCCGCCGUCGCUACCAAUGAUGAAGAGGUUAGCAAACAGCAACCAGAAUCAGUCAUUUACGAAGCAGAAGUUCCUGUCAAGCCCGAUGUAGACAAGCAGGAAGCUGAAGCUACAAAUGAGGAGCCUCCUGAAGCCACACCACCAAAGGGUGCGAUGGGAUUUUUUUCAAGAAUGUUUACCCCUGGCUCGCAGCAGCAACCACAACAAUCGCCGCCAUCGCUACCACCACUAGUUCCAAGCCCAGAACCACGCCUGGAAGAAUACAAGGAAGAGGCGCAACCACCAAAUGUUGAAAGCACUGAGACUAUCCCGGAGGAGCCCAAGAUUGCGGAAGCCACCAAUGAUUCAAAAGUGGAAAUUUACGAGCCUUCCAAAACAGAGCAGGCUGACUCUCCUAUGGGAAUGGGAAUUGACAAACCUGGAAAUGGGAACGUCGACAUUUAUGGAGCGCCAGAGCCGACUGCGGGGAUCUCUCAAACAAGCAAUACUGGAAAAGUCGACACUGAUGCAGAUGUUGAAAUGAAACCUCCUGCUGUGUCGACCGGGAUCAAUCAACCAGGUAAUGGGAAAGUCGAAAUUUAUUCCGAAGCUCCAAUGUUCGUGCCCGAGAACACUGAUCGAGGAAAUGGAAAUGUUGAAACGGAAACUGCGAAUGGAAACGAGGAUCGGAGGAGUGCUACCGCCCGAGGGAUUUCGGCUCUGGCAGCAUCGUUCUCUGGCACCGGCCGAAUCCAACCAGUGGAUAAGAAGAAUGCCCCGGCUACUCCAUCGAGCGCAGUUCCUAACGCUGAGGAUGCAAUGGAUAUUGACCCGACCAGUCCAAUGACUACCGAAAUCAAUGCCCCCUCAGUCAAACUUCCUGCUGUUGAGAAGAAGGGAUUUUCUCAUCCCAAACCUAGCCCUGCACCCGCUCUUUCAUUCUCUGCCAGCAAAAUUUCCAGCCCACCUCGAUCGAUCCAAGUACCGACAACGGCAGUGAGAAACAUUACGUCAUCCACCACCGCCAAAGCAACGAUGGCAUCAGUUAGUCCAGCAACCAGGUCUAGGGCGGCUCCAACUAGUAGAAGUAGACUGAUGCAGCCGACAGCCGCUUCAAGGGGACAUGUAUCCAAAAUACCAACCCCGGGAAUGGGAAGCACUCCAUCGAGUGGAGUUGCGAGGGCAAGGGUUGCUAGCACGUUUUCGCCUUCCAAGAGCCAGAUGCGGUCUCCUUCCAAGCCAAUUGCAAGGGCUUCACCAGCGAGCACGACAUAUUCACAUGAGAGGCGAUUAUAUACGACACCUACGCAGGCUCGAAACAGGUUCAUGCAACCCACAGCAUCCCAAAUUGCCCACUCCUCCACCAAAUCAACUCCUCAAACCUCCAGUUCCAGAAAGAGGGAAGGGCCAAACGUCCCACAUGGGCCGAGUCGGCUCAUGAACAGCACUGCCGCCAGCAAAGCUCGCAAUAGCCCACCUUCUUCUACUAGGCUUCCACAAAAGAGGACUGUUACAGAAGAUGCUGUGGCUCGUGCAAGAGAGCGCGUGCGUCAGAGAAAGCAGCAGGAAGCAAGGCUGUUUGGAACAACGGGGGCGGAAUUCAGCGUUGGCGCGAAACCCAAGGAAAAACCCAAGCCUGUUCGGGAACGAAAAACAACAACAAUGGGUACCACCAAAACUUCGCCUCGUUUUGCCACUCCAACAUCAUCUGCCAAGGCUCAUCAGCGAAAACCAGCUACGCUUUCGAUGGCCCAAAGUGGAAACUUCUUUGGGAAGAAUCUUCGUUCAGACACCUCUCCCACUGCCGUGGCUUCCACGAAGAAGCAUGCAUUGACAGUGCCUGUGGCUCCCAAAUUUUCCACAACUGUGAGGCGUAAGCGUGCCGUUGAGGAGAGCGAUCGUAGGUCAUCCAUGACACUGGCCCAGAGUACAACACUCCUGGCCAGUUCUCUCCGCGGGAGUCGGGGUGUACCGAUACCACCUGUGAAGCGGACUACAGGACUUACCGUUCCUCAAGCGCCAAAGUUUCACACCACGCACAAACGGUCGCAACCAAAGAGCGCAACGGAAGUGGAGCAAGAAAAAAUGAAUGAGUUUCUCAACAAUCCCUUUAGGGCAAAGCCAAAGUCUGGUCCGGGUCUGCACACGGGAAGUAGUGCUGGUCUCUCCAAGGUGUCCAAGCGCUCGUUGACGAAACCAAUGCCCUUCAAGCUUAGUUCAUCAAAGAAAUCAAGUCCACCACGGCCUCUUUCCACCUCUAAUGUGAAUGCGUUCAGGAACACUCCCGAGAAGAAUGUGAAAGCGUUCAGGAACACUCCCGAGAAGAAAAGGACCGUCACCUCGCCUCAACCAUUCAGUUUUGCGGUUGAUAUGAAGUCCAAGACUAGGGGGCAAGGAAAACGUAAUAGCCCAGGGGGGUUCAAAGCACGGCCUUUACCCAAGACGACGUUUCGUGGCCCUGCCAUUCAGGUUCAUCAGCUGUCCUCGCCACCCUCUGCGAAGAAGCAGCAGCAAGGGCGUCCCUAUGCAUACAAUGGCUCACCGUCUCCGGCCUCUGCCGUGAGUAGCCCCAAUCAACCCAACACUCCGCGGGCUUUCAAGUUCGGAUCUGCGUAA
Molecule: messenger RNA, 3180 nt
Organism: Seminavis robusta
Lineage: Eukaryota; Bacillariophyta; Bacillariophyceae; Naviculales; Naviculaceae
Source: the annotation of a GenBank genome assembly